Messenger RNA from Alnus glutinosa, 1564 nucleotides. Its product is annotated as metacaspase-5-like. NCBI's taxonomy places the organism in Eukaryota, Viridiplantae, Streptophyta, Magnoliopsida, Fagales, Betulaceae. Gene Ontology annotation, biological process: proteolysis. The record is from RefSeq and is a predicted model, not a curated record. Gene Ontology annotation, molecular function: cysteine-type endopeptidase activity. The transcript has 2 exons. Bases 125 to 1378 code for a protein of 417 amino acids.
CAGCAAAGGGUUAAAAAAGUGUGGUGUCACCGUGAUCAGAAUUCAGAAGGUGUUUGUCUUCAAACAUCAACAAAAACAAGAAGAAGAAGAAGAAAGAGAGUCAUUCUUUCGAUCAAAUCAUAUUAUGGCAAAGAAGGCGGUGCUGAUAGGGUGCAACUACCCAGGAACCAAGGCGGAGCUCAAGGGUUGCAUAAACGAUGUGAGGAAGGCUUACCGGUGCCUUAUCGACCGCUUCGGCUUCUCGGAGGACGACAUCACGGUGCUGAUCGACACGGAUGACUCCUCCACUCAGCCGACGGGCAGGAACAUCCGCAGGGCUUUGGCGGAUCUGGUGCGAUCGGCUGAGCCCGGGGACUUUCUCUUUGUGCACUACAGCGGCCACGGCACCCGUCUCCCGGCCGAGACCGGUGAAGAUGACGACACUGGAUAUGAUGAGUGCAUUGUUCCCUCUGAUAUGAAUCUCAUCACUGAUGAUGAUUUCAGGGAGUUUGUGGACGGUGUCCCAGAAGGUUGCCGCAUCACCAUUGUAUCCGAUUCGUGUCAUAGCGGUGGCCUAAUUGAUGAUAGUAAGGAGCAGAUUGGGGAGAGUACAAAGCGUGAAGAAAACAGCUCCGGCUCCUCCGGUUUUGGAUUCAAAAGCUUUUUGAAACAGGCGGUGGGAGAUGCUAUUGAGUCUCGUGGAAUUCACAUCCCACAUCGCCGUCGUCACCGGGAAGAAGAAGAUGAUGAUGCUGACAGAGAUGUUGAAAUCGCAUAUGGUGAGCAAGGGUAUGUUAAGAGCAGAUCUCUGCCUCUCUCAACCCUCAUUGAAAUACUCAAGCAGAAAACCGGCAAGGAUGACAUUGAUGUUGGGAAGCUGAGGCCAACGCUUUUCGACGCCUUCGGGGAAGAUGCGAGUCCCAAGGUGAAGAAGUUCAUGAAGGUUGUGUUUAACAAACUUCAACAUGGUGAAGGUGGAGGUGGAGAAGGAGGCAGUGGGUUGUUGGGGAUGGUUGGAAGUCUGGCUCAAGACUUCCUCAAACAAAAGCUGGAGAAUGACGACGGGUAUGCAAAACCAGCCAUGGAGACGCAAGUAGGUAGCAAGCAAGAGGUGUAUGCCGGAUCAGCCAAGCGUGCCCUUCCUGAUAAUGGAAUCCUGAUCAGUGGCUGCCAGACCAACCAAACAUCUGCCGAUGCUAGUCCUCCCGGCGGCGAUUCUGAUGAAGCUUAUGGAGCCCUCAGCAAUGCAAUUCAGACUAUCAUCGCCGAGACAGAUGGUCAAGUAACUAAUCAGGAGCUUGUUUUGAGGGCCAGAGAGAUGCUGAAGAGCCAGGGCUUUACUCAGCGACCUGGCCUCUAUUGCAGUGACCAUCAUGUUGAUGCUCCUUAUGUGUGCUGAUCUUGAAGCCCUUCUAUAUAUAUAUAUAUAUAUAUAUAUAUAUAUAUAUAUAUAUAUAUAUAUAUAUAUAUAUAGUGAGAAUAAAUAACAGUGUGGGAUUUUUGAUGAUGUGUGAGUCCAAAAUUGUACUGCUUUGCUUUUGGGAUUUGGUAAAUAAAUCUUAAACAAAGAGGAAUUUCAAUUUAA